This is a messenger RNA of Candoia aspera, 1003 nucleotides long. RefSeq names its product olfactory receptor 51G2-like. The transcript has a single exon. NCBI's taxonomy places the organism in Eukaryota, Metazoa, Chordata, Lepidosauria, Squamata, Candoiidae. Gene Ontology annotation, cellular component: plasma membrane. The record is from RefSeq and is a predicted model, not a curated record. The coding region runs from base 1 to 957 and encodes 318 amino acids. Gene Ontology annotation, biological process: G protein-coupled receptor signaling pathway. Gene Ontology annotation, molecular function: olfactory receptor activity; G protein-coupled receptor activity.
AUGACAUCCUCUAAUAAGACUGCCAGCUCCCCGAUUUUCCUGCUGACGGGCUUUCCUGGACUAGAAAAACACCAUUCCUGGAUUUCCCUCCCCAUCUGCUGCAUGUACCUCGUGGCCAUCACAGGCAACUGCACCAUCCUCUUUGUCCUCAAGACGGACCAAUCUCUCCACACCCCCAUGUACUACUUCCUUUCUAUGCUGGUGCUCUCAGACCUGGGCUUAUCCUUUGCCACUUUGCCCACCACGCUGAGCGUCCUGUGGGUCAACCACCGUGUGAUCCAUUUUGAUGCCUGCUUGGUCCAGAUGUUCUUCAUUCAUACUAUCUCCAUUAUUGAGUCUGGUAUUCUACUCUCUAUGGCCUUUGAUCGCUUGGUGGCCAUCCAGAACCCUCUGAGAUACACAAGUGUUUUGACCAAUGAGACAGUAAUCAAGAUUGGGGUGGGGGUGGCCCUUCGAGCUGCCUUACUUGUGUUCCCAACUUCCUUCCUCCUAAAGCGUCUGGAGUAUGGGAGGAUGAAUGUUCUCUCAUAUUCAUUCUGCUUGCACCAGGAUAUUCUGAAGGUGGUCCUCUCAGACAAAAGAAUCAGCAGCAUCUAUGGCUUGAUGGUGGUGGUGUCUUCUAUGGUUCUUGACUCUGUAUUGCUUGUUUUGUCCUAUAUUAUGAUCCUCAAAACCGUGUUAAGCAUUGCCUCUAGGGUAGAGCGUGUCCGAGCCUUGAACACCUGCAUCUCCCAUAUCUGUGCCGUCCUAACCUUCUACACGCCAAUGAUUGGACUCUCAAUGAUCCAUCGAUAUGGGAAAAAUGCUUCUCCUGUUGUUCACAUCCUCAUGGCCAACGUCUAUCUUUUAGUGCCGCCCCUUAUGAACCCCAUUGUAUACAGUAUAAAAACCAAGCAGAUUCGGAUGAGGAUCUUUAAUAGUCUCCUGAAAAGAAAAGAGUCAACUAUGGCCUCUUAGAAUUAGCUUCUGGUGAAAGAGAGUUUUGAGAACAUGGCAAGACAUU